This is a messenger RNA of Baudoinia panamericana UAMH 10762, 2044 nucleotides long. RefSeq lists its product as uncharacterized. The coding region runs from base 167 to 1804 and encodes 545 amino acids. Lineage: Eukaryota; Fungi; Ascomycota; Dothideomycetes; Mycosphaerellales; Teratosphaeriaceae. The transcript has a single exon. The record is from RefSeq and is a predicted model, not a curated record.
UCGGGGUACUUAACCGCGACAUCAUGCGGCAUAAGCAGUCUAAUGAUGCACGUGUGGGGAGGUUGGCCUUUGAGGAAGAGGAGAGAAGAUGGUAUAAGAACACACACUCGGCCCCAAAAUUGUCGCGCGAGUGUCACGACUGCAUGUUUGCAAUUAGGCCGCAACAAUGCACUUCAACAAUGUCUCCUACUUAGUGCCUCUCGUCCCCCUCGCAGCAGCGUUUAACUGUACACCCUCGGCUUUCCAGAGCAUACUUCCGUCCAACGCAAGUGUAGCCUACGCCUAUACCCUUGCGGCGGGCUCGACGUUCAAUGUUGGCUACGACAUUGCCUACCCUACCAGCCCACAGAAACUGCCAGCUCUAUGUGCAGUACAAAUUAACGUGACCUCAAGCCCAUCAUCUGCGUUUAGCUUUGGCCUCUUCCUUCCCGUCAAUUGGAACAACCGCUUUCUGGCGGUGGGCAAUGGCGGCUUUGCUGGUGGCAUUAACUGGCUUGACAUGGCUGCCGGCGUCCAAUACGGCUUUGCUGUCGUCUCCACCGACACUGGUCACAAUUCGACCUCAGGAGACCUAUCGUGGGCCUUGAACCAGCCGCAGAAGCAGAUCGAUUGGGGGUAUCGAGCCAUCCACGGCUCCGUUGUGUUGAGCAAGCAAGUUGUUCAAGCGUACUACAGUGCCACGCCGAAGUUCAACUAUUACUCGGGCUGCAGCACUGGCGGUCGACAGGGCAUCCGCGACAUCCAAUUGUAUCCGGAAGACUUCGACGGCGUCCUGGCUGGUGCUCCUGCGUGGUGGACGAGCCAUUUACAGACGUGGACGGUGAAGCUUGGCUUGUACAACUUACCUACCACUGCCGCUCAUCAUAUCCCUACAGCGCUAUUUAGUGCCAUUGGUGCAGAAGUGCUGCGGCAGUGUGACCCGCAAGACGGCCUUGUCGACACCAUCAUCAGCGACCCACGACGAUGUGACUUCUACCCAGAAGCCUUGCUAUGUACGGCGAAUGUUACCAACCAGACUGCAGCCGGCUGCUUGACAGCGGCUCAGAUAGGGACGCUGUAUCAGAUCUACAAUGACUACGUGGAGACGAACCAGACACUCGUUUUCCCGCAUCUGGAACUCGGAAGCGAAGCUCAGUGGCCAGUGUUGCUCGGUGGAUCGGCACCAAGCACUCUCGGCUACCAAUAUGUGCAAGAUCUCGUGCUGAACGACACAAACUGGUCCUUCUACGACUUCAACUACAGUAUCGUACAGCUGGCGGAUCAAAUCCAGCCUGGGAACGCCACUGCUUAUGACUUUGACCUAACGGCGUUUCACACACGUGGCGGCAAAUUGCUGCAGUACCACGGUCUUGCUGAUGCAUUGAUCGCGCCCGGGAGCAGCGUCUACUUCUACAAAGAGGUGCUCAAAACUCUUCUCCCGAAAGGCAUUACCUUAGACAGCUGGUAUAGGUUCUUCCUUGUCCCCGGGAUGCAGCAUUGCUCUGGGACUCCAGCAAAUAUCAAUGCGCCAUGGUACUUUGCCGGUGCCAAUCAGGCAGGCUCGAUCGGUACAAAUCCUGGUUCGGUCUACUCAGUUCCAGGCUUUACGGAUGCGAAACAUGACGCACUUCUUGCGCUCAUGGCCUGGGUUGAGAAUGGAAUGGCGCCAGAUAGCAUCAUUGCGACGAAGUGGAUCAAUGAUACAAUCACUAACACUGUUCUCAGACAGCGACCGCUAUGUCCGUACCCACAGCAAGCGGUGUAUCUGGGCCUCGGAGAUCCCAAUGAAGCGUCCAACUGGCAGUGCGGGCGAUUUGGGAUGUGAUUGAAAAGAGAAAGCAAAUCGAUCAUGGUAUUGCGACAGUGAUAAUGGACUAUCGAUGAUUUGCUGUCAGCAGAUGAGACCGAUUCUACUUCGCUGCCGUGGUUCCAUCAGGGUUGACAAGCUGUCCACUCUGUACCUGCUCUUUAAAUGUUCGCUUGAUAUCACCGUCAUCUGAAAGCUCUUCCAGAGUGUAGCUUUCCAGCAGUGCGAACCUGAACAAUUGCCGCAGAUCUGCGAAAU